Molecule: messenger RNA, 21203 nt
Organism: Pocillopora meandrina
Lineage: Eukaryota; Metazoa; Cnidaria; Anthozoa; Scleractinia; Pocilloporidae
Source: the annotation of a GenBank genome assembly
CGAAAGUAAAUAGACAACAAACAAGAUGGCGGGUUAUGGACCACCGCCAGGACCUUAUGUAGGCUUUCAGCCGAGCGUUCAGCCUAUAGGAUUUGAAUUGCACCAACAGCCAGGCCAUCCACCUUAUGAUAACGGACCUGGCUAUCCAAACCCACCUUCGCAGGACAUCUAUCGUCCCACCACAAAUGAGUACGCAAGCUACCCAAAUCUUGCCAACCCAUCUUACCAUCACCACGGUGGUGGCGAUUCCGAUAACCUUCCACCUGUUGGCUUUGAAGGGAUUUCUAAGCGCCAAGAUCCUGACGUUGCGACAGCGUCAGGUAUCCAAAUCCAUGAAAAGUCCAAGGAGAGUCCUGUACAUCCACCAGAUUACAAUGAGCCACUCGAGAGAGCCUCCCAUCGCGUACCGUCAAGUUCAGAUGUAGAGGUUCGUACUUAAUAUGCGAUUGUACUUUUAUCUUAUUAACAAAGAGCUUUAUCAACUUGUGUAUGCUGCUUUGUUGGGCUGAUACCAAGCGGCCCUACGUUUGGUCUUGUUUUGUGUUCGUAAGAAUUUUGUAAGAAAGUUUUCGUUAUCGAUCUUCAGGUGUUUCUUGUUUCUUGAUCUUCAAUUUAUUUCAGCCAAAUUAGAUUUGUCUAAUAUUCUUAAGAAUUGAUCAGUGUACUUUUGGCUUUAAUGAAAUUUAAGUCGCCGAGCCUUUUCCGUUCAGCAUCUCCAGAAGCGGCCGUAUUUCCGCCGAGCAUAGGAAUCUCAACUGUUAUAUUAGUUAAGGGCUUGGAAUUUGAAAUUUGUUUGAUUGACUUUUUGGAACCUGGCCACUAACUUUAAUUUUCAAUCCAUGUAGAAAUUAACUGAGUGUCAUUCAACAUGCUUUUUCAACAUGUGUUUCUUGUUUCUCGUUUAUUGAUCUUCAAUUUAUUUCAGCCUAAUUAGAUUUGUUUAAUAUUCUGAGGAAUUGAUCAGUGUACUUUUGGCUUUAAUGAAAUUUAAGUUGCCGAGCUUUUUUCGUUCAGAAUCUCCAGAAGCGGCUGUGUUUUCGCCGAGCAUAGGAAUCUCAACUGUUAUAUUAGUUAAGGGCUUGGAAUUUGAAAUUUGUUCGACUGACGUUUUGGAACCCGGCCACUAACUUUAAUUUUCAAUCCAUGUAGAAAAUAACUAAGUGUCGUUCAACAUGCUUACAUGAAAUGACCUCUCCAGUGUUAAAAGAUUUGUUGAUCUUUUAUUUCUGGAACAGUUUUUGACAACUUGAUAUUUGUCAAUGGCAACAAAAUUCAAUAACAAGAGGAUCGGGAUCGUUUUCAUCACUGCUCAGUUUAUGAUCGGAGGAACUGCCUUUUAUUGUACUCUGUUUGAUUCCCUUCUAGAAAAAUUGGCGACCAAUAUGCAAAUAAGUGGUUCGGUGAGAAAUAAUCUUAACCCCUCUUUUCAGAUAAUUGAGGCAAUCUGGUUGAUCAUAUUUUGAAACAAGCUUUCAAAUGAUGAUAAAUGCUCUUGAACAUGUAACUCGAUACACACUAAUUCUUAGGACAUGUAAUUUGUAGUUUGAAGUGCAUAUUAAGAAGUUUUAUUUCAUUAACAGAUAAAGCGGUAUUAUGCAUCACUUUUGUGUUGGGAAUAACUUUUAAUUAAUUUCAGUUGUGGCAACAAGGGGUUUCCCUACUAUAUUUUAGAAUGACCUGCUUAAGUGUGAUUUCUCUGUCUUUAUGGUCUGUUAUUUUCUUUAGCUCUCUACUAAUGAGUGAUUAUUAUUCAGUUAUUUUUACUGAGCAUAGUACUUGAAAGUGUACUUUUUGAUGCAUGGUAAAGAAUUUGUUUUGCAAACGUAGGUCUGACAGAUGAACCAGUAUUGUUAGUGGCAUAGCAUUAAGCAGUCAGUUGUGCAGAAUUUGUUACCCCUCAAUUGCUAUAGUUUUCACCUCUUUUAAGUGCUCAUCACUGUUUAGUGGUUGAUGAGUCACCUUUGAGGGAGUCACAAUGGGCUGUUUGUAUUGUCUUCCACCUGUAUUGAAUGAUCACUGAAAUCAGAACCACUCAAAGAAAACUUAAAACAAUCAUUAAAAUAAAAUUUGAUCAAUGUUUUACCCCCAAAAUCAUUGUCAGCAGUACUUUUAAGCAAGUUUUUGUGUGUUAAGUGGUCAAUUAUGGCACAAGAUGUGGUGUUUAUAAUUUUUUUUGUAUUACCCCUAUUCUGUGGAACUGUAUCAACCCUUUACUCCCUAGCAUCAGUAUCCAUAUUCUCCAUACUAUUCACUAUACAUUUCCCAAGGUGCUGACAAAGAGAAUUUGUUUAAUAAUCAAGAGCUGCCCCAGUUGGUGAUCAUUUCCUCUAUUCCCAUGACCUCAAUGUUUGACGCAAGCAUGAUAUUGUAAGGAGAAAUUAGAUGCUAGUUAUUACGGGUUAAAAGGUUAAGCAGUCAACCUGUAUCAAGUGGUCACCCUGCCCAUGGGUGACCACAUAAUACAUGUUUGACUGUAUACAGCUCAUUCAGUUAUUGGAAGUCUAUUUCCAAAUAAGAUAUUGAAGAUGGAAAGAUGAGAAAUUAUUAAACUCUUCUCCCCUCUCCCCCCAUUUUUAUAAAUAUUACUUAUGAACCCUUUCACUCCCAUGAGUGACCAAGACAGAAUUUCUCCUUACGAUAUCAAUACAAUAUCAACCAGAUAAGUGAUGAGAAUAAAGAAAAAUAUCAAUUUGGGGAUAAUCAGUGGAUCCAAUAUUAAGUUCUCUGAACUAACAUUAUAAGAAUUGUAUGGUUGACAGUAAGGAGAAGUACAGAUUUGAUUUACAAGUUAAAGGGUUAAUAAUAAACAUAUGGAAUCUGUUGCACACAGGCCUGUCUGUGUUGAACAUUUCUUUUCUAUAUCUUGAUAUUUACUUGAAACUAUCAGUUAAAAUAAAAAAGCAACAACAUAAAUAAAUAAAUCAUUGUGUUCUGUUGUCAUAUAUUAGUUCGAGUAGGUAUAUGACUGGUGAUUGUGUGGAUACAAAAGGAGAAAGAAACUAGAAAGAUCAUUGCUAGCCCUAAGUUUGCAAUAUGUCUAUGUUAACUGUAUGAAUAAAUUAUAAGUUUGGACUGCAAUCAACUAGGUGACACGUUAUACCUCACAAUAUGGUAUUGGAAACAUCUGUUUACAACCAAGCGAUUAAAUUGUCAUGGCAAUCUUUCCUGAUGCUUUGUUAUUCAAAUUUGAAAAGAUCUGUCUUUGGUUCUUGUGAUUGUGAUGAAUGAUGUGUCUGCAAAGUGUUUAACAAUAGUGAGAAGAAGUUCUUUGAAAAUUUUCCUUUAUUUUAAGGCUGUUUAAGGGGUAUAAUAUACCUCAUAAAAAUACAUUUUUAUGAUUGUUAUAUAUUUUGCAUAGAUGUAGACUGUACACUUAAACAAAUGAAAGGUAGAAGUUUUUUUGUCAGUAAUAGAUGGAAAUGUAAAGAUCUUUCUAAUUCAGUAUUCGGGUCUGACUUCAGAUGAAUUCUUGUGAAUUUGUGGCUUGUGAAAACCAGAUGGGAAAAUCCACAACAUUUAAUGUACCAAGAACUGUAAGCUUGUUUUCUGUUAGUUAAUCUGAGAUCUGAUCCUUUUUGUGUGAUUAAUACAUCAAUGUAUAAGGUUCUCAUAAGUGUAGAUUGUUUGUGAUUGUUUAAGAUCAUUUGACUGGACUCUAAAAUUUAUUGCCUGCCUUGAUAAAGUUCUUGAAGGCUUGAAUGAUUGUUUUUAUAUGUUAAUUUUCAUAGGUUGCUCUGAAUUUCAAGCCUUAAAACUUUCAUCAAAUAAAGUUUUCCCAUAAUUUGACAAGCUCCAUAAAAUGUCCUGCCUUGAUUGCCUGUGUGACUAUUUUUUCUCUGACUUCCUAUGUUUAUUUUAAGUGGUAUUUGUCAAACUUAGCUUAUCAAUAUAAGAUUUAUCCUGAAUUUGAAAUAAACAACAUUAAAUAUCUUAUAAUAAUAGAAUAUUAACUGUGACUUGAACAACCUCGGACACAGGAUUUCAGAACAAUGCAAGAAGUCACUGUUUACUUAUUUUUGUUGUUGUUUUUUUUUUUCAGAGAGGGAAGGAUUCUGAUACGCUGUUCUUUAAGGAUGGGAAGAGAAGAGUUGGUGAGUGUACAGUGCACUUUAAAUUAAUUAGUUAACUUAAACAAUUCCUUCAAAUAAUACUAAUAGCAUAAUUUAUUUAGAGGUUAUUCUUGAUGAUAGUCCAAUAGCAGAAAAUAUUUUACUGAUUUACAGUAUAUGUACUGUACAAUGUCAUGUAGUUGGAAUCUAUGCUUUUAGAAGUUUUGAUCAUGACUUUGGUGUUCAUUUUAUGUGCUCACUCACCUAAAAAUUCUAGAAAUAUAGUGUAAAAAAGAGAGCUUGAGUUUUUGUGGUGACCAUUAACCCUUUAAGUCCCACUAAAAUGACCUUGACAGAAUUUCUCCUUACACUAUCAGUACAAUAUCAAGCAGACCAGUAAUGAGAAUAAAGAAACACAAUUAGGGUAUUACUGGUUGAUCUAUUUCCAAAUUCUCCAAACUAUUAUCAUAUGAAUCAUAUGGUAGACAGUAAGAAGAAUUACUGAUUAAAUUUUGGGAGUUAUUAAUUAAAGGGUCAACAAUGUGUCACUGACGCUCACCUUAGUACACAUGUGUUACUGACCUUUAAAUUUUUCACUGUGACAGUAUAGAAUGCCUAUACAAAAUAGUGAGCAACAUUGAAAGAUUAGCUGUCUUUUGAAAAAAAAUUACACUUUUUCACAUUUAUCUCUGUAUAGAUUACAUUCUGGCGUAUGAAAUUGAUACAACCAAAGACAGGGAGUGGCAACAAAAAAGAGAAGAGAAACGAAUUACAUUUGAGCAGAAUCUGGAAAGGGCUAAUUUAGAAUUGGAAGCAGAAGGCAUUGAGGUACAUUUCAUUUUGUUAAUUCACAACAUUUCAUUAACCUAUUGAUUCAGUUAUUUUCCAAAUUAUUUCUCAAUUCUUAAGGAUCCAUAGGUCAAAGAUAGUGCUGCAGUACUUAAUAAUGUCACAACCUGUUUAAGUGGAGGGUAAUGAUUUAUAAUUAAUAGAGACAUGUCACUUCAGUGAUCUUUUUUAUGUUGAAUUUUCAAGUAUUCCAAGGGAAUUUUAGGCAGUAAUAAGCAGUUGUACAGGAGGUAUAUUUUAUUAGUUACCACUUGAAAAAGAGAGAACUGUGACUUUUAAACCAGAAUAAAUCAUUAUGGUUUCAAAUACUUCCAUUUAUGUUGAAGAAGUUAUGACGCUUGUUAACUUGUUAUUAUCUGAGGCAAUGAGAAUGAUGCUUUUUGUUGUGAUUAUUUUCUAUAGUUGUCCCAAUUUUUUUUAUACCUUAAAUUUUGCAAAUUUGGGGUGAAAAUGAUAGAAACCCUUAAUUAGUGUGCAGAAAUCGAUGACUUCCCAAUUCUUCUUUUGAUAAUGCAGAAACUAAAAGCCUUUAACAAGGAACAAGGCCUUCAGAUAAACACGUAAUUAAACAGUUAUGAGUGACCUUCCCCUAUUAACAUUGUGGAUAAGUGCAGUUGGAAAAGUGCAAUUGUUCCAUGAAACUGUAAUACAUGUAUGUGGACACUUGGAUAAUUUGCAUCGUCAUCCAUGAGAGUGUUUCGUAUCAGACCUGUCACAGACUGAUUGACUAUUUGCUUCUUUUUUUCCCACCUUUUAAAGUAGUUAAAAGCAAUUGGAUAAUAAACAACUCUUUCUUAUUUUGGUGUGGAGUUUCACUGAGUAAUUCUACUUGUUGUUUAUAUUUUGACUUGACCUAAAGGCUCAUCAAAAUGCAGCACAACUUGUUAAAAAAUAAUACUUGGCAAAUUAAUACAUAAAAGACUGAGUGUUAAUUUUUCUUUAUUAAAAUUACUGUUUAUUAGAAAUCAAGUAAUGGAAAGACAGCUUUUAUCAAGAUCCAUGCACCUUGGAAAGUCCUCAUCCAAGGUGCUGAGGAGAUGCUCAUGAAGAUGCCUAUCAGGGUAUGAAUACAUUUAUGGUGUUUUCUCACACAAAUACUGGAUCUUGAUUAAAAGUCAGCUUUAGUAAAAACCAUAUUUAACAAUAUACUGUCAGUGGUGUUAAAUAUAUUUGAUGUGGGUCUCAGCCAGUGUAUUUGCAGUCAAGGAACCACAAGAGAACACUUCUUAAUGUUGGCAACCAUUUUAAUAUCAAUUCUUCAUAAAUAUUGGCUGCACCAGGCCACGUUUUAAAUUGAGAGGGGGUUUUCAUCAAGAAAAUAAUUAAAAACCUUUACAGUAUGACUUCCCCUUCAAUGACAUUAAAAGCAGCAAAUUAACUUGUAUGUACAUGUAACUGACAAGUUCACAGGGACAAUAAUAUCUUGAUUGUUUGCUUAUAAUAAGGGGGCAAUUACAGUACUGUAGGGAAAUCUGCCAAAAACAUUAUUAUAAUAAAAUUCUCAAAGAAUGUGUAGAACAAUCUUUCCCAAACACUGGACAUUCUGAAACAGUAAUAUUAUUUUAUAUCAGGAUGAAAACUGUUGUCAAUGUCCUUGAAUUGGGGAAAAAAUAUGAAUAUUGAUGCAAUUUUAAUGUUCAAUUUUUCUGACUGUAGAGCAUUUGGAUGUCAGAUUAAUUUCUGCUGUGUUAUUGAUAGGUUACUACUUGCAACAGCAAGCAAUUAAUCAUUGACAGAAGUUACUUGAAAGUGGUCUGUCAGUAAUAAAAAUUCUAUGUACUUGACAGUUACCCCUUUAACUCCCAGAUCAAAUUUGUACUUUUCCUUACUGUCAACCAUACAAUUCUCAUGAUGUUAGUUCAGAGAAUUUAGUAUCGGAUCAACCAAUCAUCCCCAAAUUGAUAGUUAUCUUUAUUCUCAUCACUUAUCUGGUUAAAAUUGUAUUGAUAUUGUAAGGAGAAAUUCUUUCUUUGUCACUCAUGGGAGUUAAAGGGUUAAGUGCUUGAAAUGAACACAACCUUUUCUGGUGGUAGGAGAAUGACUUGGACACAAGAGAUUGGACUGAGAGAUGUUUUGAUACCAUUGGAAUGCGUAAUCCAUUUGAACUCAGAGCUGAAGAUCUUCCAGAGCAGCCAAACUACUUCACUUGUGCCUUUAGAAAAGACAAACUUGACAGGUACGUUUUCUUUGUUAACUAUCAGAGGAUUAAAGUGUGAUGGAGAUCAGGAAUACAGCAUAUGAACAAUAGAGUAAUACCCACAAUAUUGCAAUAGAUCAUGGCUACAAAUUAAAGAGCUUGUCAAUUGAGUGGUGAAUGUGCUGUAAGUAUACAUGUGUAAGGGCCUAUUUACACUGUAUGACUUUGUCACAUGCGACAAGCUUAUGACAGGCUUACGACAUGAAUUGUUUCGUGUAAAUCAAACCUACAACUCGCUUACGACUCUUAAGUCAUGUUGUAGGCCUGUCGUAAGCUUGUCGCAUGCGACAAAGUCGUGCCGUGUAAAUAGGCCUUAACAGUACUGUAAAAAGGAUUUGUACACUUAUGUUUUAUGUUACAAAUGGGAGUUGAAAGUUUGAAUUAUUUUUAAUUUUGAAUUGCUAGAAAUCAUUGCUGAUACCGGUAUGUAUAGUUUAGGAUGUGCAAAUAAUAUGUUCUACUGAUGUAUAAUUGAAAGCAUAUUAAUUUCUUUCGGAGCAUGUCUUUUAACAAUAAGUUUAUGUUUGAAACUGUAAUAGGUAACUGGGGUUUGAAUGAUUAAGUUUCCAUUAAUCUUCUAUGAUUAAUAAUAUAUAUUAUUUUUAUAUUUUGAAUUUGUAAAUUAAUGAUGAAAUUAUUAUAUAAUCAAAUUUCUUUUUCAUUAUUCAUAGGUUUCUUAUUCCAGAAAACCAGGAUGAUUUCUUCACAUGUGCUCAGCGGAGCAGAAUUGUAAGUGAUUCCUGUAACAGAGGAUGUUUACUUUGAAUUUAACUUUAUCAUGACAACAUUACGAGUAAUGAUAGUUUUACAGUCAUGUAUGUCAUGUAGUUCCUGCUAUGGUAGAUCUUUAACUCACUGAACAUGCAAUGACCAAAUGAUAUAUUCAUCUUUUGCCUGAUUUAUAAAUAGUGCACUCUGGUAACACAUCUCAGACAGAGAUGGCAAAACAUAGAAGUACAGUAAAUAUUGAUGUUCAAUUGCAUGCAGGUUCACAGAAUUUUGACAAGAACACAGUAUGGCGAGAAGAGGAAUCAGAUUGGUAAAAAUGAAGCAAUCUUAAUCAAAACUAUUAAUACUUUAUGUUAAUGACUAGCAUUAAAAAUUUGGGGCCCUUUACAUCAGGUAGAGAAAUGUAUUUUUGUCAGUCAUUGAACAAUAAGAAUAUUGCCUCCUACAGGGAAUUUAAAGGUACAUGUCAAUUUUCUCUAACUGCAGAAAGACUCUUUGAAGUAUUCUCUUUUGUAUUACUUUUAAUUAUUGAUGUCAGCUUAUUAAACUGAUUUUGCAGUAUAUCAUGUAUCACAUUGACCACAUUGUGUAAAGUGUGAUCAGAAACUUAUACUUACAUAAUGUAGCUGCAUAUCCUUGUCAUUUAUGCAUCUCUGUAAUAUGAUAUUAGGCAUUGGACGCUUAAUUGGUAAUGGAUCUUACACUGCAGCUUAUCCUUUACACGAGGUAAAAAAUUAAUUGCAAGUUUUGUUUUGUUUUGUUUUGUUUUUUGUCUUCAGUAUAACAACUCCUUACUGUGAAACUUAAAAAGUGUCCAAGAAAUUUACUAUGGUAUAAAUUGAUGGAUCACUGUAAUUUACAAUAAUUUCUCUAGGUUUAAAAAAUGAGCAGUUCCUGAAUGAUACCUUUAGAAGAGCAGAUUAUAAGCUUUGAAACUUCUCAGAAUUUAGAGAGACUGAAAACAGAGACUUGAAGGGCAGUGGUGAACAAAUUUAAGGGCUCUCAUAUUUGUAUAUGAUUAUUAAGUUUAAGGGCCCAAGAAGGCUGACAUACAGUUAUAUCAUGCAAAACUUAAAAUUAAAAACUUUGUCUCCUGUCAGGGAUUAAAGGGACAUGAAAAAGCCAAACAAAGUUAUAUAGGUCAUGGUUCAUUUUCUGUAAGUGCACUCCAUCUGGUUGAAUGAUCCCAUACAAGGGACUGGCCAGAGGAAAAGGAAACUACUGCAUCAGUUUUCUCAGAGUGAUUUGGAGUCUAAUAAUGAUUUUUUCCUUGAAUCAACAAUUGUGUCAGGUUGCUUGAACAGGAUUCAGCUAAAUGUUGGCAAAGUUAGCCAUGUGUUUUCUUGUCAUUUAUUUCAAAAAUUUUGGAAUAAAAAUUCAAUACAAAAAAGGAAUAACAUCAAACAACUACAUGUCCAUAUGUUAAGUCAAAUGAGAGUUGGACAAUGGAUGUCUUGAUCCAGGGAACAUUAAGCUUGUUGGACAUGGGGAACUAUUUGGACUGAUACAUGUACAUUGUACAUGUAUAUAAUGGUAAUAGGACUAAGAGGAGUCCAAUUCAGGCUGUAAUUAUUCAAGUGAUAAAAAAAAUUGGAUGAUUGCACUGUGAAGGCAUCCAUUGUACCUUUUCAUUAAAAAAAAACAACAGUUAAAUGGGCAAAAUGUGAGACAACAGCAUGCACAUGCGACACCUUCUGUGCACUUACACAGGCAUGGUGUGUUAACUGCCCUAUUACACUGUCCUAUUAGUGCUCAAACUGAGCUGGAGAAUUCAAGAAUUUUUUUAUAGUUUUGAUCAAUGGAACCAGGGAUUUUUAAUGGCAACAAAGCAUAAUUGUACUUCAGGCCAAUUUUCAGGGUAUACUUUUUGCUCAUGACCAUCAAAAUAAUUCAAUCAGACUUGAACGCACACUACAUGUACACAAAUCAUGUUGUCUUAAUCAUAUCUAGGACAACUGUGUGAUUGUCAGUUGCUCAUAACACACACAAAAGUAAUUUUUUAGCAUUUUGAAACAUGUUUUGUUACCUUCAAGUGUUGAUGUUUCAAAUUAAAUAGUUGCAUUUGAUUUUUUUUUUGUACUGGAGAGAGGUAAUAGAGAUGGAUUUGGCAUAUGAUGAGCACACUGUAAUUUAUAAUUACUUUAUCAGGGAAUUUGACAUUUAGAGAUCUAAACAUUGCAAAAAUUACCACAAUAAUACAUGGAAUAACUUGAUACAGUACCAUCAUUUUUGUAUUUUACAAUGGUUGAUGUAGGGCACUUAUGAAAUAGAUCAAUCCAAUGAUCCUCCAAGACCUGAAAAUGCCAGACAGGUAAUUUUUUUAUUAUUUUUUUAAAAUAAAUAGACCUCACGAGGUUACUUAGUUUUGUGUAUGUUGUUUCCUGUUAAGUUUACAGUGUACAUUGUGUAUGUACAACUCGGACCUAAUAAACUCCUAAACAAAUCUUUGGUAUGCAGUCAUUUUGUACCCAUGGUCGUUUUGUACUCAAUCAUUUUAUACUCAGUUGAUAAUCAAUGAUAGUUUUAUUUGUGGGUUGUUGCUAUUUCAGUUGUUGUUUGACACCUGGGUUAAAGCACAUCGCUGGUACAAAAUGCAACCAUUGGAUCAUAUCAGGUAAAAUCACUUACACAAGACGGUUUAACUCAAGGUGUGUGUGUCAUUUUUUGUUGUUAAUAAUUGUUUUGGUUGAUUAUUCAUUAAUUUUGUUGCAGAGAUUACUUUGGAGAGAAAAUUGGAAUCUACUUUGCUUGGUUAGGUAAAUAUAAUUAAUGACUUCAAAUUUCAUGUGCACUCAUCUGAUUGAAGUAAGUUAUUGUUUCAGCUGUUUAAUCAUGGCUGGAUAUAAUUUUUAUUUUUGGAAGAACACAUAUUAAAGGCUAUGACUGUAUUCUAGUCAGCCAGUGAGACUCAAGGACAUUGCACAAUGCAUGAAGUUUGGAUGUCAAUGAGGAAAACAGUGUCAUCAAACAAAUGUUACUCUCUUGACUGUUUGACAGGUUUCUACACAUGGAUGUUGCUCCCAGCAGCCAUCAUGGGCCUUGUUUGUGUGAUUUAUGGACUUGUCAGACUGGAGUCUUACAUUCCUGUGUAAGUGAUGAGUUUGGCAAGGCCUAUAUGUGCAUUCUAUCAUAUGCAAAGGCCUUAUAUUCGUAUCAGCCGUGAAAUGGGCUCAUUGAGGACUGGGAAUCUUAAAGUAUUAUUUAAAGUUGUCGUGAAAUGGAACAAAAGAAAAAUAUACUGGGUGAUACAUUCACAUGUGCUAUUUUACAUAACUUUCACUAUAAUGUGCAUCCAGUGUUUACUAUUACUGCCAGUGGUAAGCGUUAACAGUAUUGCAAUCACUGGUUUUAUACUGAAAAAACGCAAGUCAGAGAACCAACUUUUUUUUAUUUUUGUGUAAACGUGGCUUUCAGACAAGUAAAACCAACUGUAUGUAUGUAUCUUUUGCUUUAGGAAAGACAUCUGUGAUACGUCUAAGAACUUUCCCAUGUGCCCUCGCUGUGACAAACGCUGUCCAUACUGGUCUUUAUCAGACACAUGCAUCUAUUCAAAGGUGACUUAAAGAACAUUUUCACCUCUUGCUUCAAGUUCCUUCUUUUCUUCUUCCUCGACUUCUUUGCUAAACUUUUUUAAAGGUCGCUAUUUGGCGACUUAACCAAAUUUGUCAUUCUCUUCACAGUCAACUAUACAAUUCUUAUAUUGUUUGUUCAGAGAAUUUAGUAUUGGAACAACUAAUUAUCCCCAAAUUGAUAUUUUUCUUUAUUAUUAUUACUUAUCUGGUUGAUAUUAUAUUGAUAUUGUAAGGAAAAAUUCUCUCUCGGUCACUCAUGGGAGUUAAAGGGUUAAAAUCACGAAAUGUUUGCCAGAAAUGGAGAAAGAAAGGAAGAAAGCAGAGAAAGAAAUUUUGUGCAACAUUGAAUUUAAGCACCACAGUUUCUUCCUGCUGACCAUGAUGACCAAAUGACCGCAGUGUGAGGCCCUGUGUCCCAUUAAUAAUUGAUGUAGCCCAAACCAUGAAUUUGGAGACAAUUUAUAAUAAUUAACACAUUAUUUUGCUCGGAAAUAUUCAUCUUUGUAGUUCGUUUUUCAGAAGUUAUCUAUCUAGUUUUAUCGUUUACUUGUACUAAUGCCCUCUUUGAUUCUCUUCAGGUGGCUUACGUUUUUGACAAUGAGUUUACUGUGAUUUUUGCCAUUUUUAUGUCGAUUUGGGGUGAGACCUUUUUUUAUUUUUAAGAAUAAUUGCUUGUGUAGUAAACUGUGUCAGACCGCGAGGCUCUAUUGUUGACAGCUGUAAAGCUGUGUGUGGUCAUUAUAUUGAGUUGUUGGGCGAGAUGAUUCACUCUGAGAAUGCUUCUCUCCAUCCGGGAGUAUAUACAUAUUGGCAACGCUGAAUAGUCAAAGAAACUUGACAGAAUGUUUGGGCAACUUGUACUGAACCAUCCCGUUCAAGAGUUCAAAAAAUAGCUAAUGGAUUGAUUGCCGAACAUCUCAUAGAUAGGACCAUUUUGUCUGUGACUUUCACAGAAAGGAAACUUUGAUUUUCUUUCAGGGUCGUAAUGUUAAUGAAAUACUUUACUGAUGAUCAUGUGUGUAUUUGUUACACAGCCACCAUGUUUCUUGAGUUUUGGAAGAGGCGGCAGGCAGAGAUUGCUUACGAAUGGGAUCUAUUGGGAUAUGAGGACGAAGAGGUACGAUAUUAAUUAAUCAAUCAAUGUAUUUAUUUAUGACUUUUGUUAAUUAUUUGUAAGAAGGCAAAGAUUAGGCUCGGCAAGGUAAGCUUAUGCCGUUUAGGAUUUAUCCAGGAACAAAAAACCACACUACUUACUUCUCCGUGUCGAUUUUUCUUUCGUUUUGUGAAUGAUGCUUUAAAUGUAAACGUUUUUGUUGAUCUUGUUGCGUGUUAUAAGCAAUUAAUAUUAAUUUCACGAAUCUCUGAAAUGUGUUCGUUUGAACUCAAGGUACAGUCUAUUACUUAAAAAGACUCGCAAAAACUUGACCGUCAGUCCUGUUCAGUGUGUUUUUCAUUUGACCAUCUUUCCAUAAAUGUACAAGCUCCAAUUCAUUAUUCUGUUUUAGGAACAACCUCGUCCCGAGUACGAGGCAGUAGCGAUGGAGACCCGUUUGAACCCCAUCACGAAAGUGGAAGAGCCUUUCAUAUCGCUUGGGAGGAAAGUGCCCAGAUUUAUUUGUAGUUUCAGUUUCAUCAUCUUCAUGGUAAGAACUGGAUAAUGUUUAAUAAGGCUCAAUGUGACUUUGGCCAGGUUUAAACCGAGAUAAUGCAGCAGUUUCACUAGAGCCUCGCAACGGCAUCGAUGUGCAUUACUACCUUUCUGCUUUGUUUCCUUCCUUCCUUCCUUCCCUCCCUCCCUCGCCACCUCCCUCUUUUGGUUGAGUGUCCAUUACGCGCACCAGUUUGUUGGUGUUGCGUUGACAGGUGCCUGGAGGUUGGCUGCGGCUUGAUUGCUGGGAGAUUGCUUCCCUCCUAUGGUGUCAACUGUUCGCAUCCACCCACCCACCCACCACCUUGAUACUAUUGGGCGUCGCUACUCGGACGAGGCGAAACGCUCAUAUUACUGCAACAAUUUGACCUUUUCAAAUCUAGAUUUACCUGAAUUCUGUAGCCCCGGCGUCUUUUGCAAGCUAGUUAUAACCGACAGAAAAACUGGCUUUUGGUCACCGGUAUGGCUCGUAGUGUUUUAAAAGAGGAUAAGAGGUGCAACAGCGAAGUUCUGAAUUUUGAUCUAUAUUAUUAUGGUCUUUGUAUCGCAGCUGGCGCUUGUCGUCAUCGCCGUGUUUGCUGUUGUAGUAUACCGUGUUGCAGUAUACGCGGUGUUAGCCGCAACCAGUGACUACAACAUGGGAGCUGUAAACAUGGCCACGUCCGGCACUGCAGCUCUCCUAAAUCUCAUUACCAUCAUGCUCCUCAAUAAGGUACCCGCAUAAACUUAUCUUAUUCUAUGGAGACGGUACACAACUAGUAAACAUCUUGAGGUAAAUUUUUGUUGUCUGCCCUAUCAUGUAGAUGUUCGUUUGCGACUCUUACACAGCGAUGGUUCCUACUUGAAUGAGCAGAUAUUAGUUAACCCUUUAACUCCCAGAAGUGAUGAACAUGUAACCUCUCAAUCAGAUCUUGGGAGUUAGAGGGUUAACAGUAGAAGUUCAGCGGAUGGUUUUAUACCUUGGAGUAACAACUGAUCAUUUAGUGUGAUCCUCAGGUGACUUCUUUUUGUUAAUUAUGUUAUUUUAUCUCCAGGUUUACGAAAAACUGGCUGAGAUUUUGACACGAUGGGGUACGUGUGUAGAAAAUGAAUUCAGUGAACUUCAUUCAUGCUUUAAGCUAUUGACCACUUUACUGAUAUUGAAUCAUCAGUGCAUCCGAUCUUUCAACUGACCUUAACCGUACUACUGUACUCGUGCACGUUGUGGUCAUUACACAUUACAUAAGAAUUUUAAAUUUAAAAUUAGUAGCCGAAUCCUUCCGUACCUCUAAACUGCAUUGGCAUGCGGCGUCGAAAGCUAACAAAGUAGGAGGCAAUGAGGAUAGGGUUAAAUUCAUCAUCUGUUUUUAUUUCAGAGAUGCCUCGCACCCAGACGGAGCUUGAAGACAUCUUUUCAUUUAAGAUGUACCUUUUCCAGUUUGUGAACUUCUAUUCGUCACUCUUUUAUAUUGCGUUUUUUAAACUCAGGUGAGUUUAUGUCAUGAGUAAUCUAAUUGCAACAAUGGGAAAAAAGUUACUUAGAGUUCUCCUAAGAAAGAAAACUCAAAAUCGUAGACAUUUUCGAUUGUCUGGGAUGACUGACGACAAAUCGGUUAAAUCGAGAGCGCUUUUUUUUUUACUGAGGCAACCCAGAUUUUUGCGAUGAUCCGCGAUUACUGAAGGUUAAAGAAAACUCCUAUUUUGAACUGUCGUUAGUUUUAAUUUGCUACCAUUCCUUGGCUCCUGUAGCCCCGAGUCCCAAAUGAAGUGGUGUCUGUUCUAUUUUUCGCCAACCAUCAGACAAUCGGAAUGUCUACGAUUUCGAGUUUCAUUAAUUAGAAAACUCUGGAAUCAUCGAGAAAUAUUGAAAUCACCGACUAUCCGGGAUUUUUCCCGCCAGCCUUAAGUGUCAUUGUUUUUUCACGAUUUAGGCUCUUCGAAUGACAUGCAGAUCGUGAUCUUCCCUCACCCAUUUGUUGUUGCACGGUUCUGCUGUUGUCUUGUUUCUUUGUGAUGCUGUGUUGUGAAACUGACGAUCAAAAACAACAACAGGAGAGCCGUGUUACAGCGAAUCUUCGAAACGCGCUAAGCUGUUGAGAAACAGCCCACCACAUUGGAGCAUAAUGCUUCAGAAGGCCUCUUGUAUACACUCGACCUCAUCACGUAAAGAAAACUCGCACUAAGCCAUUGAAACGUCGCGAUUCACAUCAAAAGUAAAAACAUCUUCAGAAAAGUAGUUUUUCAUAAUUACCAGUAGGAACUUUUAUCUAUUUACAUAGAAGCGUUAAACCCCCUUAAAAAAUUGUUCGGCAUCACAGCGGUAGAAUGAACGUAUUGAAUCAUAUUUUGAGAAUAUUUUCAACUGACAAUUAUAAGUUAUCUGUUUUCGUCCCUCUGGAAGAAAGAACUGCGCUGACAAAAAAAAAUGUUUGUUUUCAGCCCUGGAAGGCCAGCAGAAUUUAACAGGAUAUUUGGUUUUCGACAAGAAGAGGUAAGAAAAAGUAUUCGUAAAGUUUUUUUUUUUGUGACAGUUUAGGGUAUUUAAAGCUGCAUUGGGUUAAUCAGACGGUACUGUCGUCAAAAAUUUGCGAGAAAAGGAAGGAAAGAUCGUCUUUAGACAUUGUUUGUAAUUGAAGUAAAUAAUGUUUUUCGCCUUUGGUCCCAUUAGUUGGACCAGUUUAAAAAGGAUGCGUUUGAUUAGAAUUUAUAUCGUAAGGGUGUAUGUGAUGUUCGUUAAAUUUGACAAUGCAAGGUUUGCCGACUUGGAAAUAGUUGCUUUAAUAAUUUGAAUCUUAUUUUUGACUUUUUUACCUCCUUUGGACAAUAUUAGUUCAUUUCAAUCAGAAAAUAGAAAGUAAAAUAAGGCAUAAAAGUAACUGAAAAUAUCUUUCAAACAUAGAGCAGUUGUAAAGGAGAAUUCUGAGUUCAUUUUCAUGUUGUUCUGGCAGUGUAAUCCGGCAGGUUGUUUAUUUGAGCUCUUGGUCCAGCUGGCAGUUAUCAUGGUUGGAAAGCAGAUCUUCAAUAAUUUUAUUGAAAUAAUCGUCCCGUAAGUAGCCCGUAAAGAGAUGAGGUACAUUUUUAACGUUCCCGCUUUUUGAGACUUCAUUGGACUUAAGGCAGGUUUUAGAAAAUAACACAUUUAUGGACAUUUACGUAUUCUAAUGUAAUAACAGUUUACUGUUAACUAGGAGUAUUUACGUUGUGCUCGAUAUACUUGGACAGUUUUGCAAUACGACAUACAUAAAGGUGUAAUAGCUUAUUGGAGAAGCACAUUUAUAGCGUAAGUGAAACACAGGUAUAGUAAUCAGAAAACCGGAAUCGCUGAAAAAAAAAAUCAGGGAAUGUAUUUGUAUAGGUAAUCACAUGAUUUCGAGUGCAAUUUAGAAUAAAUAAGCACGAGUAAAUUUUUUCAAAGACUAACAAAAUUGUACGAGCCCGUAGGGCGAGUUCAAUUUGUGGUCUUUGAAAAACUUAACAAGUGCUUAUUUAUUCCAAAUUGCACGAGAAAAAUCAUGGGAUUACGUGUUAAUAAUAGACAUGAAAAAAUACGAGAUGGCUUAUCAUAACUAAGCAGAAGCAAAGCGCGCGCAUCAAGAGCAAAAAUAAUUUAUUCAAACCGUGCGUUCGGUCAAAACAACAAUGUACGAUCAAAACAAUAAUAUGCGAUGAUAUCUUCACAUCUUUAAGGCGCAAAAAAGUUCAAAGUCCGGCUAAACAGUUCAAGGAAUUGUUCAGUCUGUGUCCGAAUCACUUUCGAUGAAAUGGAAUCGUCAUUUUCGAGGUUUAACCAUGUUUGUUUUUAAUUUCGGCGUUGGAUCGCUCAAGCAAAGUGUUUAGCAAGGUCGGCUUGUAAUUUUUUAUUUCCUUGGCAAUUCCCUUCUCUAAAAUCCACUUUUUCCAGACCGAAACCAAAAACAGUGCUUUUUACAGUGUUUUGGUUGUCUGAGCUGUUUUCAGCUGCGGUGGCGAAAGAAAACCUACUUAAAAAGCAGGCCAUUGUUUCGCUCGCAAAUUUUCAAAUUUUCAAAUUUUGUUGCGACAUCGAAGGCUCUCAUUUGACUGGCUAUCUAUGAGUUUCUUUGAUUAUUGACCAAUCAGAAUGUUUGAUUUGUUACUUUCUUUGCACUGAAUUAACCCUCUUCUGCACUGAAUUAACUCUCUUCUGCACUGAAUUACCUGAAAACUGCAUUUAUCUUGACCAAUCAGAACUGAGAAAUUUUUCCAUGUAUAUUAUUAUUGUGGGAACAUGCUCCAAACACAUUUUACAGUGAAAUAAUACUUUUAAUUGUUUAGUCCUGUAAAACAGUAUUUCCACAGGCCAAGUCACUCAUUCUGCGAACGUUUUGGAUUAAUAAUAUUUUGACUCAGAUUUCAAAUGAGUGGGAUGAUCAUUUGGGUAAGCACUCCUAUUUUUUCAUCAUCAUCAUCAUCAUCAUCAUCACCACCACCACCAUCAUCAUCAUCAUCAUCAUCAUCAUUAUUAUUAUUCAUUAUUAUUAUUAUUAUUGAUAUCGUCACCAUUAUUAUUAUUAUUAUUAUUAUUAUUAUUAUUAUUAUUAUUAUUAUCACUAUGGUCUCUUUUAUUCCUGAAAAUAGAGGAUAUUACAUGGCCGCGCGAAGAUAAUUAAUUCUGUUCGAGUGUUGGGAAACAUAUCACGAGUGAGCGAAACGAACGAGAGAAAUAUUUUUCAACGCGUGAAGAGAAAUUUCGUAGCUCCAAGCGGCCUUGUAAUAGUUAUAAUCAUAGUAUCGGUAUUGUUUCCACGUGUAAAGAGAAACAUGUUAUCUUCACGUAUGAAGAUAUCAUGUUUUCGCGCGAAAACUCACUUGGUAUUUGACUGAGGUUUAUAUUAUUAUUAUAAUUAUUUUCCACAGAAAGCUUCAGAACUGGUGGAGACGCCGUCAGAAUAUUGAAACCCCCGACUUGACCGAAUACACACGUUGGGAACUGGACUAUGACUUGACUCAGUAUCCCGUGCACGGGUUGUUUUAUGAAUACCUUGAGAUGGGUAAGAACUGCGCAGCUUGUACGGUUGAGCUAAGGAGAUGGUUGAGAUUUUACCGGUUAUAAACUCUGUUUUGUUUUUUUUGUUUUUUUUUGUUUUUGUUUUUUCCAGUGAUCCAGUAUGGCUUUGUGACACUAUUUGUGGCCGCCUUUCCACUUGGACCGUUCUUUGCCCUCAUCAAUAACUUGUUGGAAAUUCGUCUUGAUGCUUACAAGUUUAUCGUGGUUUUUCAGCGCCCAAUGGCAGCUCGUGCGCAGGAUAUAGGUAUGCGUUAUAUGAAGAGAGGGCCGAUUAUUUUUUUGUUGGUCUUAAACAUUUUUAUUAAUUGAAAUUCUAUUUAGGAACUACCGAAUAGAACACUUGAAAAAAAAAACCUUUUGUUUUCACAGGAAUUUGGUACGCAAUCUUGAAAGGCGUUACGAAGAUCUCUGUGGUCGUAAAUGUAAGAAUCUAUUUAACAAAGUUGUGCGUUUUUGAAUAUUAUUUCUUUAAGGAUUGAAAAACGGAAAAUAAACAGAGAAAAAUUACUUGGGCGACAGAUUCAGUUACAAACACAGUUGUUUUUUUUCCCCAAUUUUAUCGAAUAAAGAAAAAAUUAAUGAGACAGUUUUUCCCAUGUUCGAGCAAAAAAGGUUGGUCCUGACUUAAAUCAAAUAACAAUAAUAUAGUCAAAUUUGGUCACCUGGUGGUAGUUAUUGACCUGUAAGAGCUAAAAAUGAAGGAUUUCCUAAUAGGAUGAGAUAUUUCAUUGCUUUGGUAACUUGCAAAUUCAAGCGGACAGACAAUGAUUUAGCAUGUUCUACAAGGACCGCUCAUUUUGCUUGAAAACAGUUUGUAUUCAAAAGAACUUGAGCAAUAGUAUUGCCUCAUUAAUAGUACGUGCUGCAUGCUGCGGUUCGAGUCACUUUAGUUGAAGGAAGCAUACUUGAAUAAUUUGAAUCAGCGAUUUAAAGAGCAGAAUACAGCAGAGAGUUAUCUCUUUGUUCUACCUGUUGUCAAAGGUGAAAAACAUGUCGUACUCGGCGUUUUGAUUUAAAACCAAAGAGAACUUAUUGUAAGGAAAGCCACAAUGUAUAAUCACGGUAACUUGUUUUUUUCUUACCCUUUUUGUUAGGGCUUUGUGAUUGCUUUUGUUUCCGAAUUCGUCCCUAGACUGUAUUACACCCUAGGUGAACACAACGACAGCUUGGAAGGAUUUGUGAACCACACCUUGUCGUGUUUUGCGGUGGAUGAUUUUCCUGAGUCUGAGAGACCUUCUGGAGCUGCUGCUGUUGAGUUCCCCCUAAGAAUUAACAGUUGUGGGUUUAAUUUAUCUACCUGCAGGUAAAAUAACAAGGAGGGUUCUGUUUUAUGGUUUAGUUCUUGCAGAAAAAAGAAUCGCCUUUACUGAUUAGUGUACUGAUUCAUUAAUUUGUCAAAGCUUGCUGGACGCUUGGUGACACUAUUGUAAGAAUCAUAAGUCAUCCAUUAUAACUCAAGUUUUAAAGGUCUUGUGUGCUUGCAUUUUAGAUUCCGAGGGUAUUAUGAACGACCAAAAAUUACAAUACUAAACACGACCCUUCCAAAUCCGAAUGCUUACAAGUUCUCGACAGCCUAUUGGCAUAUUUUGGCGGCCAAGCUGUUUUUUGUGGUUGCCUUUCUGGUGAGUUUGUGUCCACUUUUAAUUGUGGGACGCUCGUUAUGAUGCACCUGAUGGGAUACUGAGAAUCGGAGUAUUUUCCUACAAAUAGAAUUGUUGGUGGAGAUUACUGCAGUAAUGUUGUAAAAAGAAGAUUCCACCCUAUCUGUGUUCCUCUCUGUUUCCUAGUUGAUCUUUGUAGCAGUUCUGUGAAACAUUUAAAAUUGACCAACCAAAAAAAAAAAAAACGUUCAGUUGAAGAAACCUACCUACCAUCUAAUAUUUCUUCUUGUGUUUGGCUGAUAGUCUUAUUAAUUUGUUAUUUUGUGCAGCACAUCGUGUUCGGUAUGACGGCAAUCUUGGCUUGGAUUAUCCCCGAUGUUCCGAAGGAAGUUGACAAUCAAGUCAAGAGAGAGAACUUUCUUGCCCGCGAAGCCUUACGGUCAGCAGAUCAACAAGAUUCUGUCUCUCCAGUCCCUAGGGAAAAUUCGCGUGGCCAGGAUGAAAUGUUGUGAAAUGUUGUAGAAUGUCGUGUUUUGACAGAAAUUAUCUCGUAGUCAACGACCUGUAACUGAUAUCGGUAUAGGUAGUUAAAUUUGAUAAUACCACCGUCGCAUAUUUUGAAUAAUUUCUUGUUGGAAACGUAAGGCAAAAUUCGAAAAUCUUCACAAAAGCCAGUGCUUGUCACCAGCUGCGUGUCAUAGCUCGCUGACCCAUACGAUUGAUAGUCUUCAUUUAUAAACUCAGUUUAAUCUUUCGAAUAGCGAAAGGUCAGUACAUGUCUGUUUUAUAUAGAAUAAACGGUGUACGUUUUACGUCGGUGGGAGAGUAUAGCAGGUAAUUUAGUGUUAACAACUGAGUUGAAAACGUAAAUUGGCCACCGUAAAGAGUGAAAAAGCUGACAUUGCGAGCGUUAGUCCUUCGUCAGAGCGAUGGCGAAGGGCUAACGCUCGAAACGUUCUGACGAUCUGACUGAAGGGCUAACGCUCGCAAUGUCAGCUUUUUUACUCUUUACGGUGGCCAAUUUACGUUUUCAACCCAGUUGUUAACACUAAAUUACCUGUUUUACAUAGAUCAGCUUUCUACUUAAAUAGUGUAAAACUUUAUAGUAAGACUAACACCGUACAAGAUUAAUAAUUUGUAUUCAUAGUUGGUUUGUGUGGUGACUUUAUAUGCGAGUAAAGUAACGUGAAAUUGCCGUAGGGAACGAACUACUUUUCUUUUGAUUCUCAGGUUCGUUUCUUUAGCCUCAACUGAAAGACCUCGAGAAUUUAGGACACUUGCUAAUACAAAGCUUUUCUAUUCCUUCAUUACUUAUCACACCUUAUGUUUACCGGCAUUGAGUGGCUUUAAGAGAAUAUCAGGUCUUUUGGUUGCUUGGGAUACAAUAUUUAUUUUUCCAAUGAAGCCAUCCAAAUACGUUGAUGCCGUGCUAAGGUAAAGGAGUAAGGAUAGAUCCAUCCCGGACUUGUUUGUAACAGUAAUCAAAAUCAAAAUAAACUGUUAGGCAAUACAGACUUUGUAACAGUAGUCAAAAUAAACUGCUAUGCAAUACA